This is a messenger RNA of Penicillium griseofulvum, 1398 nucleotides long. RefSeq names its product Cytochrome b5. The record is from RefSeq and is a predicted model, not a curated record. Bases 1 to 1398 code for a protein of 465 amino acids. The transcript has 2 exons. Lineage: Eukaryota; Fungi; Ascomycota; Eurotiomycetes; Eurotiales; Aspergillaceae. Gene Ontology annotation, cellular component: endoplasmic reticulum. Gene Ontology annotation, molecular function: heme binding; oxidoreductase activity.
AUGGCAGCUUUGAAAGAGUUCGAUGCGAGCGAAGUCGCAACUCAUAAAACAAAAAAUGACCUUUUUGUCAUUAUUCAUGGAAAAGUGUACGACAUCACAAACUAUGUGCGUGACCACCCCGGUGGUGCAGAUGUAUUGCUAGACGUCGCCGGUACAGAUGCAACAGAAGCAUAUGAGGACGUCGGCCACUCAGAGGAUGCGAAUGAAAUUUUGGAGACAUACCUUGUUGGUACUGUCAAGGAUGCACACGAAUUUGUCCAACGAAAGGUUGUUCGUGUGAUUAAGCCAACCUCUUCAGAUAAAGAAACGCCCAAAAAGUCAUCAAUCGUGCUCAAAGCUGCAACUACAAUUGCCGCCACAGCACUGAUUUAUGUCUCUUCGAAAAAUCACCAAGCCCUGGCUACCUUCUUCGCAAAGCACGCCCCAGCCUCCCUACGACUCUCUGAGGUUCGACUUCCAUUCACAAGCCUUCUGCGUGGUGGAUUUCUGAGUGGAGUCACUGCUGCCACUCUCGCUUGCGCUGCGAUCGGCGGCACCAUCGGAACUAAACUCUCAAAGUUCACUGAAGUCGAGUCUGGUUUCACACAGUACCGUCCGUACAAGAAAGCUUCAACAAUGAAGAAGCAAGACCCACAUCUUGUGAAGGGCUUCCUCGAGCCCAAGAACUACAAAAAGCUCCCGCUCGUUCAAAAGGAACAGUUAUCGCCUAAUGUGUACCGUUUCGUCUUUCAACUUCCCAAUAACCGGGACGUGAUUGGACUCCCAAUAGGUCAGCAUGUUGCUAUUAAAGCCAUGGUCAACGGUGCCUCUGUUUCGAGAUCCUAUACCCCGACAUCUAACAACCUGGAUCUUGGAAAGCUGGAGCUGGUUAUCAAAUGCUACCCAGAUGGCCUUCUCACUGGACAAUACCUUGAGUCUUUGGAAAUUGGCGACAAAGUGGAAUUCCGAGGCCCGAAAGGUGGUAUGAAAUAUCACAACGGCCUUUGCAAGAAGAUUGGUAUGAUCGCUGGUGGAACUGGAAUCACCCCAAUGUACCAACUCAUCCGAGCGAUUUGCGAGGAUGAUCGGGAUACGACUGAAAUCAGCCUGAUCUACGCCAACCGAAGCGAAGAGGAUAUUCUUCUACGUCGAGAACUGGAGGCUUUUGCACGAGGAUAUCCCAAGAACUUCAAGCUCUGGUAUAUGCUUGACCAUCCUUCUGACAACUGGGCUUAUGGUAAGGGAUACGUUACAGGAGAAGUCAUGGCUGCACGAUUGCCUAGCCCUGCACCUGAUACCAAGAUUAUGCUUUGUGGUCCACCAGGGAUGGUCAACGCCUCAAAGAAGUGCUUGGUGGCUGCGGGCUUUAAAGCUCCUGGUGCUGUCGGAAAGAUGACGGAAGAGAUCUUCUGCUUCUAG